Gopherus flavomarginatus (Mexican gopher tortoise) is the source of this 2951-nucleotide messenger RNA. It is a transcript of the gene CCDC125, whose product is annotated as coiled-coil domain containing 125. The record is from RefSeq and is a predicted model, not a curated record. Gene Ontology annotation, biological process: negative regulation of Rho protein signal transduction; negative regulation of cell motility. Gene Ontology annotation, cellular component: cytoplasm. The coding region runs from base 173 to 1846 and encodes 557 amino acids. Lineage: Eukaryota; Metazoa; Chordata; Testudines; Testudinidae. The transcript is spliced from 14 exons.
GACUGAGGCCCUGCCCCCGAAGGCGUGACCGCUGCUGCAGGAACUCGCAGGCGGGGGACGAGGAAACGCGGGCGGCUGCGGAGCGUAGAGACCCAGAUUCAAGUCACCAGAAUUACUCCUGCAUACCUACCAGGUAAAUAGAGUUCUGAAGAAGACAUCGUUCGCAUUGCCAAUGAGUGAGGUGUUCACAUUACAAAGCAAACAGGAGGAUAGAGACUCCGAAGGUGAAGAGGAUGACAUGACAUGUGGAGACUUAGGAAAUGGACUUGAUAGAAGACCUGGUGGUGUCUAUGAAAUGGAAGGUUUAAAUGUGCACACAUUUAGAUCUAGGAAAGGGUCUGGUAAGAUCUUCAGCCCGCUUCUGCUAAAGAGAGGGGAAGAAAGUGAUGCUGCAAUUUUUCACUAUUCAAAAUGCAAUGGUUUGUAUGAUGUGUCAUCCAAAAAGCCUGGGAUAAGUGGCAUUACUAGAUGCAGCCGACAAAAUAGUUCUGAAUCUAAUUUUGACGUGUCAAAUGAAGAGUUAAGGCAACAACUUCGGGAGGCUAUAGAGGAGGUAGAGAUUUUAAAAGUAGAGCUUGAAGCAUCGCAGAGACAACUUGAAGGAAAAGAAGAAGCACUUAAAAUUCUGCAAAAUAUGACAGUGUUUAAUAAAGCCACCAGUCAUACAAAAGCAAUGCUUCGAAAAACUGAGGAACAAAAGAGAGGUUUAGAAAAGGAAAUAAAUGCUUUGCGAUGGGAAAUUGAAUUUGAUCACGAACGGUUUAAAAACAUAGAGGAGGCAUGGACAGAAAAAUGUGACAGGAUAUACUGUGAAAAUGCAGCCCUUAAGGAAACAUUGAAACUCAGAACAGAUGAAGUUAGAACUCUUAAAUCUGAAAAUGCAAGAAAAGAGAAGAAGUUACUUGAGGUGGGCUACAGCUAUUUUUUGAAUCAACAGCACUUGGAGUUUCUUGCAAUGCUUGAUGUAAAACAACAGAAGAUUAUUCAGGAAAAUAUGUCCAUUAAUAAAAGUGGCUUUACAGAAAUUACAGGUCUUGAACUGGCGGUUCUUGGAGCCUGUACCUGUAAUGCUUCUGGAGGAGAGCCCUGUUCCUGUGCUAAAAUGUCAGCUGCAACUCGAAAGCAGCUCCUUCAGCUCAGACAAGAGUGUGAAGCUCUGAAGAAGAGUAAAGAAGAAGCAUAUAUAAUGGCAGAUGCCUUCAGAAUUGCGUUUGAGCAGCAGUUAAUGCAGAGAAAAGACCAGGCUUUGAGGCUCACACAAGUGAAUAAGAUCUGUAAAAAAGAAACAAAACUUAUAAACUGGAAACGCCUGAAAGAGGAUGGACUUGUGAUGUUGCAAGGGAACAAGAAAAAUCUGGGACAAAAGUUGACGGGCAUGCUUAUUUCUGAUGCUGACUGCAGGAAAAUGGAAGAACUAGAUAAUCCUCAUGAAAUGCUUAGGCUGCUGAUAGAUUUGCUGAGUGAUAAAGAAGAGGCUUUGGCUCAUCAAAGAAAGGUUAGUUAUAUGCUGGCUCGUGCAAUGGAGGAAAAAGAAGAUGCAUCAAAGCAGAGUAAUGAAAACAAUCAUUCAGGAGAGAACAUUACUCUGAAGAACCAUCAGGAUACAGCUUCAGAAUCUCAAGAGUCAACUGAUCCUGAAUAUUCAUGUUGCCAAAAUCUUGGCUCUCAGGACAAUACUUUCUCAAUUCGCAACACGAAAAUAUAUCAAAAAUCAGCAAGACCACUGAAAAAAUCACAUUCCUGGCCAUCCAGGAAUUUAAAAGAAAAUUAUGUGCAAGGGACAGAUGAAACUACAGAUAUGAAUUGUACAUAUCAAGAGCACUCAGAAUUAAAAAAUAACUUGUAAUAGUGCCAAGGCACAAGUAAAUUUAAACUCUAAUUCUGUAAUAAAAUUCUGGAAAAUUUGGUUUAUGAACUACUUUUCUAAAGAACGUAUUUCCAUACUCCAGUUAAAAAUGUUAAGAUACUUAUGUUUUUUAAUUAUGUUGUACUAUAUAAGCCUUUUUAGACUUUGUAAACUGUCUGUUUACUGUCUGCUUCUGUGUGUGCCUGCUAUUAUGAAAAAAAGUCAGCCAAAAGUUUUUGGAAGGAUUGGUCUAUUAAUCAAGGUGGCUUGUUUUUGCUGCGGGGAAGACUUUGCCUUUUACCUGUUCUUUUCCUCUUAUGUCUGAUAACCAAAUUAAAGACGUUAAAAAGCCAUUUGAUUCUCUUCCAACUCUGCCGUGUGCUUAAAAAAAAAGGUAUAAGAAAUGUGUGGAAAACCAAGAGUCAUGCUGUGCUUUAUCUGUUCAUUAAUGAACAUUAGCAAUGCUGGAUGCAUUUCAAAAUCCUGUAUGUAACACACAGCAGCAAAGACCAUUCCAGAUUAAGUCCCAACAAAUAGCUUCAUGGUUUCAGUGUUUGUUUUGUUUUAUUAUUUAAGUUAUAAUUAUACCAGUGUCCACAUAGACCAGGACCAAAGCAGAGUUGCAACAUGGAGGUUCCCAAACAUGUUUUGACACAGAUAAUUUCAUAGUGCAUAUGGUCCCUAAGAUACAUUAGCAGAGCUGUUAAAUCUUUCAAAUCACCUGCCCACACUACCCCUGGCUGAUGCCAAGGCUGUUAGUCACUGUUUUGUGUGCAUUGAAUUUCCUUAUAAAUUAAAAGAUUCUGGGCCCAGUACUGGAAGUUGGUGGGGAUUUGAACUAGUAGAGUAUAGCCCUGAUCCUUUACUACAGCUUCUAGGUACUAGCAUAAUAUGAAUAAUAAAUGAUGUAAUUUAACCAGAGAGAAUAAUAUUUUUGAAACCUAAACAUAUAUUGAGAUUUUACAUAAAAUAUAAGCUAAAAUAUUUGUUAAAUGUUUUACUACUAUUGGACUGCUUGUAGUUACAUCCUCUUCAAUUUUUAUUUAGGAAUACACGUCUUUAUGACUAUACUAAGCAAAGACUACUUUUUUUUUAAAUUAUAAUU